GUUAUGACAAUCGUGGCUUAGUUGGCUUACCGCUUACGUUCUAGGGCCUAGGCUCUAAUCGAACGACGCGCUUCUGGCGGCAGAAUAAUCGUGCGACUUCCUGGCCACUUUAUAAAUGGGCGGGUAUAGCAGUUUGAUCGUCUUAUCUCUUAUCUCCAUGUUUGUACCACAUUGUGAUUGUUUUCAAUAUUUUGAGGUUAAUUCCAAAUUUCUUUUAUCAUUCUUUUAAUGUGUUAUCAACUUGGUCGGAUCGAGUCGCCGAAUCUGGAAAUAGUAGAUUGAAGAUUAGACUCAUGCUCGACAUGCUUGUUCAGUUCAUAUUAAAAAGCCGAUUCCAGACUCACUAGUGACUGAGCCGACCAUAAUAAUAAUAAUAAUAAUAAUUACAAUUAAAUCGAAAUUAUGAUUUUUGAAGGCUGCAGUAAUUUUCGUACUAGAAUAAUUUUAUCACUCUUAAGUGGUAAACCAGUUAAAAUACGAAAUAUUCGAUCACAAGAAAAUGAACCUGGACUAAAAGAGUUCGAAGUAAAUUUUUUACGUUUGGUCGACAAGUUAACUAAUGGUACUAACUUGGAUGUCAAUGAGACUGGUACUGACUUGUAUUUUCAACCUGGUUUACUUAUUGGUGGUGCAAUAGAUCAUGAAUGUUGUAAAUUACGAGGCAUAGGUUAUUACUUGGAAUUAAUUAUCAUGAUUGCACCUUAUUGUAAAAAAGGAAUACAAGCCACACUUAAAGGAGUCACUAAUAAUCAAAAAGACCCAUCAGUUGAUGCUUUUAAAGCUGGAGCAUUAACAAUUUUACAAAGAAUAUUGUUAUUAGCUACUGAUGCCACUAUGGAAAUUAAAAAACGUGGUAUGGAACCAGAUGGUGGAGGUGAAGUAUAUUUUUCUUGUGAACCCGUUAAAUAUACCAAAGCAUUGCAAUUAACAGACUUUGGAAAAAUAAAAAAAAUAAGAGGAACAUUUUUCUCAUUAAGAGUAUCACCAUCAAUUUCCAAUCGGAUGGUAGAAAAGGCUAAAUCUGUCAUGCUUAAAUUUAUUCCCGAUGUAUAUUUUACGGUAGAUCAUCCAAAAGGAAAACUAUGUGGAAAAUCUCCUGGUUUUGGUGCAAAUAUUGUUGCAUCAACAACUAAUGGAAUAAUAUUAACUGCUGAUAGUGUGUCGCUACCAUUUACUGGUCAAAGAACUACAGCUGAAGAAGUAGCAGAAAAUGUAGCAUCAGCUAUGCUUGAAGAGAUUUGGCGAGGAGGUUGUAUAGAUUCUUCUUUUCAGUCCAUUGUACUUCUUUACAUGGCUCUUAGACAAAAAGAUGUAUCUCAUGUUGUAUUAGGACCAUUAUCACCUUACACAAUUCAAUUUUUAAGGCAUUUGAAAGAAUUUUUUGGAAUAUCAUUUAAAUUAGAACCAUAUAUUGAUUCUCAAAAUGAAGACUUAAGUCAAGGCUGUGAUUCAAAAAUUUUAGUAACUGGAGUUGGUAUUGGUUACAAUAAACUUGUUUAAAAUGAUAAUAUAACAUAUUUUUUAUAAAAA
Molecule: messenger RNA, 1530 nt
Organism: Aphis gossypii (cotton aphid)
Lineage: Eukaryota; Metazoa; Arthropoda; Insecta; Hemiptera; Aphididae
Gene: Rtc1
Product: RNA 3'-terminal phosphate cyclase-like protein
Exons: 5
Coding region: 403-1500 (365 amino acids)
Biological process (GO): endonucleolytic cleavage of tricistronic rRNA transcript (SSU-rRNA, 5.8S rRNA, LSU-rRNA); ribosome biogenesis
Cellular component (GO): nucleolus
Molecular function (GO): RNA endonuclease activity
Source: RefSeq, a predicted model, not a curated record